Molecule: messenger RNA, 922 nt
Organism: Quercus robur (English oak)
Lineage: Eukaryota; Viridiplantae; Streptophyta; Magnoliopsida; Fagales; Fagaceae
Product: CASP-like protein 2C1
Exons: 3
Coding region: 101-643 (180 amino acids)
Source: RefSeq, a predicted model, not a curated record
ACUAAUCCCCGACAAUAAAUGUACACGAUGUAGUUGAAGUAGUACUUAUUACAGCGAAGAGGAAACAAUUGGAUAUUGGAUUAUUCAGUUUCAGAGAGAAAUGGUCGGAAUAGCCCAAGUUAACGUUUAUCUUCGAGUUUCUGCAGUUCUAUUCUAUGUCUUAACAGCUUGUUUAGUAGGCUUAGAUUCUCAAACCAAGAUUAUCUUCUUCGUUGCGAGGAAAGCUACUUACAGAGAUUUGGAGGCGUUCGGGAUUUUGGUGUAUGUGGAUUCUGCGGCUGUUGUUUAUAAUCUGCUUCAGCUAUGCAAAGGUUUAAUCUCAGCUAGGUUUGAAGGAAACUUGAAAGGGGCAUAUAUAUACAUAUCCUGGAUUGGUUUCCUGUUAGAUCAGUUAGCAGCUUACAUUACAUUUGCUGCAAACUCAGCUGCUUUUGAGGCCUCAGUUCUUGCAGUAACGGGUGCAGAAGAAUUUCAAUGGAUGAAGCUGUGCAAUAGGUUUACCAGAUUUUGCUUCCAAAUGGGUGGAGCAUUGCUCUGUGGCUAUGUGGCAUCUAUCCUAAUGGCACUGAUAUCAUUCAUCUCCGCCUAUAAUUUGUUUAGCAACUACUCAUCAAAACGAUUCCUGCGCUUAAAGAAAACAUAAUGAUCCAUUCUUAGGCCAACGUUUCCAUUAUAUUUGCCUAAUAGUGUGGAAUUUCAAAACAGGGCUUUUUGUUUUUUUUGUUAGUCAAUCAUGUCAUAUAAAUGCAUAGAAGCUAUUGUAUAAGCAGGUAAACGGUACGGUUUAGGCCUUCCUUUCAAAUAGUGGCCAUAUGGGAUUAAACUAGGGAAAAAAAAAGUUUGGGAUUAGUACUUUUGAGAAUGUAUAAAAUAAUUAAGAUUGUAAUGUUUGAAGGUGUUAUGAAAAAUUAAAAUCAAGUAA